CCUCUGGUUCGCGUGUUCGACUCAUUCGACGACAACAACCAGAAAGCGCCGCCGCCUCGCAGUGCUUCCUCUUCCCCGGGCGCGCCGCACGUUUCCCCUGCACUCGGCCCGUUCCAACUCACAGGUCGCCCGACGCCCUGACCUCCCACCGUCAACAACACAAUCCUAGUGCAGCAGCACCCAUCCACAGCUACAGCCAGCAACUACAGCGGCGACAGCACGCCAGCGACGCGAGCGCACGGCCAACAAGCCGGCAGGAGCUUCGGGUCAUUGUGCCUCCUGGCGCACGGUGCCGCGUAAGCUCGAGCGCACGGCUCCGGCCAAUGCCCCGGCGAGGGCUCCAGAGCCGCCAGCGAGCCGGCCUGAGCGGGCGAGCGGCGCAUGAUCCGGAAAGGCUCCCCCCGUCUAAGCCCGCGCUCCCUGAAGCAAAUCCAUGGGAACCUGGUCGUUAAGGGCAUCGCCUCGCGCCUCCAGCCGCUGCGGGACCUGCUGCUGGCCUGUGUCGCCUCGUUCCCCGGCACCAUGGGCUACGCCCGCAAAGUGUUCGACGGAAUCCCCCACCCGGACCUCUUCAUGCACAACGUCAUGGUCCGCGGCUACGCGCACGGGGGCGCGCCCGCCGCGGCCUUCGACCUGUACCGACGCAUCGGGGCGGCUAGCCUGAGGCCCGACGCCUUCACGUUCUGCUACCUCCUACGGGCCAGCGCUGGCUUGCCGGGUUCCUGCGCCGGGUACCAGGUCCAUGGCGUCGUCCUGAAGCUGGGUUUCUUGAACGAUGCGUUUGUCAGGAAUGCGCUUAUCAACAUGCACGCCAAGUGCGGGGAUUUGCAGGUGGCCGGCGCGCUUCUUGAUGAGGCCGGCGAGGGGGACGUCGUCGCGUGGUCGGCUGUCAUAGCGGGGCAUGCCGCUAGAGGUGACCUGGGCAUUGCGCGGCAACUGUUUGAUGAUUGUCGGCACAAAGACUUGGUGUGUUGGAAUGUGAUGGUGGCAGCGUAUGCUAAGCACGGUGAGAUGGAGAAGGCGAGGGAGCUGAUUGACCGUGCGCCGGAGACAGAUGUGGUUUCAUGGAACACGAUUAUCACCGGGUACGCCGUGAAGGGGAUGCUGAAGGAAGCACUGGAUGUGCUUGAUGAAAUGAAGUGUGCCGGCUGGAUGCCUGAUGAGGCCACUAUUGUUAGCUUGCUUUCGUGUUGUGCGAACUUAGGGUCACUUGACGCAGGGAUGAUGAUACAUUCAUUACACUUGGAAGGUAGACCAUGCACAAGCAUUGUUCUCGGAAAUGCAUUGUUAUCAAUGUACGCAAAGUGCGGAGAUGUGCAGGCUGCAUUGGAAGUCUUCAGCAGGACGAAGGAGAGGGACGUUUGGACAUGGAACUCGAUCAUCGGUGGGCUGGCCUUCCAUGGGCAAGCGGAACAGUCCAUCCAAUACUUCAACAAAAUGCUUGAAGAAGGAAUAUGCCCAAAUGCAGUUUCUUUCCUCUGUGUUCUUGGUGCAUGCAGCCAUGCUGGAUUGGUUGAAGAUGGUCAGAGAUAUUUCUCUUUGAUGAAAGACAGGUACAGGAUUGAGCCUAAUGCAAAGCACUACAGUUGCAUGGUGGAUAUGCUUGGCCGUACAGGCUUACUGGAUGAAGCAUUUGCAAUUCUGAGCAGCAUGAGGUGUGAACCUAGUGCUGUCAUAUGGAGGACUCUGCUUGGUGCCUGCAAAAUCCACGGGAAUGCAGCCCUUGGCAGACUGGCCAGGGAGAGGCUUCUAAGAAUGAACGAAGAUGCAAGCAGUGACUAUGUAUUGCUCUCUGGCAUUUACGCAUCAUCUGAUGAAUGGUUUGGAGUGGAGACACUGCGGGGAUCAAUGGAUGAAAGGGGGAUAAGAAAGGUUGCUGGUUUUGCCCAGGUUGACCAUAAAAGUACCUGCCUUCCAGCAUUGUGAUGUGUGGAUAUCCUACAGUGAACGUGUGGAUUGUGUCCAUGCUCAGCCUGUCAUUUUAUGCUCGGCCACCAGAAAGUGGAAAGAAGUAGCACCCUAGCAAGGAGGCCUAGAGAGUAAAUCAUAUUCAAAACUGCCAAAUGCUGGUGGUCUCACUUGGAGUUAGCAGCAUCAGUGCAACUAGCAGGUAUGUUGUUUCCAGCUGAUGGCUUGCCUCCGUUUUCUCAUCUAGUUAUGAAGAAAAUAACCAGCAACUACUAUGAAAA
Hordeum vulgare subsp. vulgare (domesticated barley) is the source of this 2189-nucleotide messenger RNA. Its product is annotated as pentatricopeptide repeat-containing protein At5g15300-like. Bases 382 to 1926 code for a protein of 514 amino acids. Gene Ontology annotation, biological process: RNA modification. Gene Ontology annotation, molecular function: RNA binding; protein binding. The record is from RefSeq and is a predicted model, not a curated record. The transcript has a single exon. NCBI's taxonomy places the organism in Eukaryota, Viridiplantae, Streptophyta, Magnoliopsida, Poales, Poaceae.